Molecule: messenger RNA, 1536 nt
Organism: Phragmites australis (common reed)
Lineage: Eukaryota; Viridiplantae; Streptophyta; Magnoliopsida; Poales; Poaceae
Exons: 1
Coding region: 123-1424 (433 amino acids)
Source: RefSeq, a predicted model, not a curated record
UGAAAACUCCACAGCUCACGUUCACUCCCCGUCGACCUGAUCGAGUUAGUUACAAGCCGGUUGCAGCGCCCGCGCCCCGCUGCCGUCCAGGACCGAACAGGAGCCAGCCAUCGCCACCGGCCAUGUCCGGCGACGUGUCGAGCGACGACACCGACCAGCUGCGGGCGUGCCGGGAGGCGGCGCGGCGGCGGCUGCUGCGCGAGCACGUGGGGACGAUCGUGCGCGCCAUCCGAGCGCCUCUGGCUGACGUGCUCCGGGAGCACGCGCUAGUGCACCUCCCGCCCGCCGCCGCCGCGCGCCUCCGCCUCGUGCACCCGUCCUGGGCGCACUCGCUCGCGUCCCCGCUCUUCGCCGUCGCGCACGCCGCCGCCACGCGCCGGAUCUCGGGGCUCUUCGCGCCCUCCACGGGGCUCCUCCCCUUCGACGGCGCGGACACGGUGCCGUCCCCGUCGCUCGCCUUCCUGCCCACGUCGUCGGGCCUCACAGUGCUGUCCUCGUCGCACGGGCUCGCGUGCUGCUUCUCCCUUGCCGACGACGCCUACUUCGUGUGCAACCCAGCCACAGCGUCCUGGGCGGGCGUCCCGUCCCCGCCGCACCGGACCUUGCCGCGACCCGCGAUCGUCGUCGUCUUCGACGCGAGCGUAUGCAACUUCCGCGGCGACUACACGCUCGUCUGCGCCUUCGAGUCGGCGCCGGGCUCCGGCACAUACUGCUUCGCGGUGUUCACGUCCGGGACCGGUGCGUGGUGGGUCGCCGACGCGGUAGCGCCCGCAGAGGGGCUCGUCCCCGCGUCAGGUGUGGCGGCCGGCGGGACGGCGUGGUGGCGGACGAGCAUCGGAACGGCGGUUGGGUACAACCCGGUCACGGGCCGCGUCGAGCUCGUGAUGUGCCCGAGCGACAGCGGCCAGUGGGAGAUCGGCUCGGCUGCGGGCAGGCUCCACUGCGCAGUGCGCGACGACGGUGACGUCGUGGUGUUUCGGCUAGAUGGGCACGGUGGGUGGGAGGAGGCCGCAAGGGUGGCCGUCGCGGAUAUACUGGAAUAUCGGCAGCCGGAGCCCGCGCACGAGCAGACCGAGGCCGAGGCUGGCGACGAGGCGGAGGAGACAGAGGAGGAGCACGCGCGGGCUAUUGUUGCCGUGGCAAACAGAGUACAUGUGCCGGACGACGACGUGCAGAUGCUGCCGUUCCAGGGCGCGCAGGUAGAGGUGGUGGUGCUGGCCGGCAGGCGCGUGGUGGCAUUCGACACGGUGACGCGGCGGCGGCGCGAGGCCGCCCUGCCGGAUCAGCCGGGCAUGGAACGGAGCGACGCGGUGUACGCCGCGCACACCAACACGCUCGCGCUGGUCGCGCCCUUGGUGCUCACCGGCGAGCCGGCACCGGUGACGGAUCCGCUGGACGAUCGGGACAAGGCCCCAUUUUCAUGAGCAAAUUUUAGUGGACCGCGCUCGUACACAGAUGCUUGCUUUGUUGCUUCGAUCGUGAGAAUAAUAAAGCUUGUGCUUCUGCAUGUUUUGGUUAUACACUUUUGGGCAAAUU